AUGGAUGCGAUAUUAGAUUUCUCAACUGAUUUGGAUAUCAAUUUAUUUGAUCAAACGGUUGAUACAUUUUUCAAAGGAUCAGGCAAUGAUCAAAAGAAUGCCCAAUUGGUUUUGAACAAAUUUCAAGAACAUCCUGACUCUUGGAAAUUUGCCGAUAAGAUUUUAUCAAACUCAAAUAAUGCUCAAUCCAAAUAUAUUGCCUUAUCAUCUUUAAACAAAUUGAUACAAUAUCGUUGGAAAACUAUACCUGAUAAUGAAAGAAUUGGUAUUAGAAAUUUUAUUGUCAAUAUGAUUAUUAGUCUUUGCGACAAUGAGCAAGAAUUUGAAACUCAAAGAGCUUUGAUUAAUAAGAUUGAUUUGACAUUAGUUUCUGUUUUAAAACAAGAAUGGCCUCACAAUUGGCCUGAAUUUAUUCCAGAAAUUGUUAUGAGUUCUAGGUCAUCGUAUAAUGUUUGUGAAAACAAUAUGAUUAUUCUUAAGUUGUUAAGUGAAGAAGUUUUUGAUUAUUCUCAAGAUCAAUUAACUCAAGCCAAGGCUCAACAAUUGAAGGUCAGUAUGAAAAAUGAAUUUGAAAAAAUUUUCACUUUGUGUUAUGAAGUAUUGGAUAAAACAACUAAAUCGUCAUUGAUUAUUGCCACGUUGAAUGCAUUAUUGAAAUACAUACAAUGGAUCCCUUCCGAAUAUAUAUACCAAACAGAUUUAUUGAAUCUUUUAUCAACUAAAUUUUUAGCUCCACCAGAUACCAGAGCAAUUUCAAUGAAAUGUUUAACAGAGGUUUCUUCAUUACCCGCUCAUAAUGAAAAGACUUUAAUUUAUUUCAAAAACACUUUGGAACAAAUUUAUUCUAUAGUCCCCAUCACGACUAAUUUGAAACAAUCAUACAAAGUCGCUUCAUCCAGUGAUCAAUCAUUUUUACAAGAUUUAGCCAUGUUCUUGUGUACAUUUUUGUCGAAUAAUUUAGAAUUGUUAGAGAAGCACAAGGAGGCAGGGGAAUUAUUACAAAAUUCAUUGUACUAUUUAUUAGAACUUUCCCGGAUUGAGGAACGUGAAUUGUUCAAGACUUGUUUAGAUUUCUGGUCCACGUUUGUUUAUGGAUUAUUUAAAGAAAUUAGAGAUUUACCGUCCAAUGAAUUAACCCCAAUGAUGCAAUUGGCCUAUGGUAAUAGUUUGAGACCAACAUCUUCUGGUGGUGCUCCUGAUCCAGCUCUUUUACAAAAAUUCCCCUUGAGACAACAUCAAUAUGCGGAAAUAUUAUCUAAAUUGAGAUUGGUUAUUAUUGAAAAUAUGGCCCGACCAGAAGAAGUUUUAAUUGUUGAAAAUGAUGAAGGGGAAAUUGUUCGUGAAUUUGUUAAAGAGAGUGAUACCAUUCAAUUAUAUAAAUCCAUGAGAGAGGUGUUGGUUUAUCUUACUCAUUUGAAUGUUAUUGAUACCGAACAAAUUAUGAUUGAAAAAUUGGCAAGACAAAUUGAUGAAAGUGAAUGGUCAUGGCAAAAUAUUAAUACUUUAUGUUGGGCUAUAGGAUCUAUAUCUGGGGCCAUGAAUGAAGAUAUGGAAAAAAGAUUUUUGGUUUCGGUUAUUAAAGAUUUGUUAUCGUUGACAGAAAUGAAACGUGGUAAAGAUAAUAAAGCUGUGGUUGCGUCAAACAUCAUGUAUAUUGUUGGACAAUACCCAAGAUUUUUGAAAGCUCAUUGGAAAUUUUUGAAAACUGUUGUGAAUAAAUUGUUUGAAUUUAUGCAUGAAACCCACGAGGGGGUUCAAGAUAUGGCUUGUGAUACUUUUAUUAAGAUUACCCACAAAUGUAAGAAACAUUUUGUUGCUGUGCAAGCAAAUGAGACAGAACCAUUUAUCAAUGAAAUUAUUAGAGAAAUCCAACAGAUUACUGAAGAUUUACAACCACAACAAGUGCACACAUUCUAUGAAGCAUGUGGGAUUAUUGUUAGUGCUGAAUAUAAUAAAGCUGCUCGUGAUAAAUUGUUGAGUGAAUUGAUGGCAUUACCUAACAUGGCCUGGACAGCAAUAAUUCAACAAGCAGGACAAGAUCCUGAGUUAUUAAGUAAUACUGAAACUGUCAAAAUCAUUGCCAAUAUUAUCAAAACCAAUGUUGCUGUAUGUAAAGCUUUAGGUCCAGGGUUUUAUUCACAAUUGGGUGGAUUAUAUGUUGAUAUGUUAUCAUUAUAUAAAGCUGUUUCACAAAUGAUUUCUGAUGCUGUUGCCAAAGAUGGAAUAAUUGCCACCAAGACCCCUAAAGUGAGAGGAUUAAGAACCAUUAAAAAAGAAAUUUUGAAAAUGAUUGAAACUUAUAUUAAUCAAGCUGAUAAUUUACAAGAAAUUGUUCGUGAUUUGGUGCAACCAUUAUUUGGAGCAGUCUUGGAAGAUUAUAGUUCCAACGUUCCUGAUGCUAGAGAUGCUGAAGUAUUAAGAUGUUUGACGGCAUUGGUUUCCAAAGCGGGUCAUUUAAUCCCUGAUGGAGUGGUUUUAAUUUUACAAAAUGUGUUUGAAUGUACUUUGGAUAUGAUCAAAAAUGAUUUUGUUGAAUAUCCUGAACAUCGAGUUGAAUUUUAUAAAUUAUUAAAAGAAAUCAAUGCCAAAUCAUUCCAAGGGUUACUACAAUUAUCUGGAGAGGCAUUCCAAUCAUUGAUUAAUGCUGCAUUAUGGGCUUUUAAACAUAAUAAUAGAGAGGUAGAAGACAAUGGAUUAUCAUUGACUUUAGAAUUGAUUGAGAAUGUUGAGAAAUUAGGUGACACUCCAUUCACAAAGGCAUUUUAUGAGAAUUUUUAUUUCCAAAUAUUAUCUGAUACAUUAUAUGUUUUCACUCAACCUGAUCAUAAAUCCGGCUUUAGAUAUCAAGCACAAUUAUUAGCUCAAUUGAUUCAUUUGGUUCAAGAUAAUGUUAUAAAAUAUCCAUUAUAUACUUCAGAUCAAGCUCCCGAGGGGACUUCUAAUUCAGAUUUCCUUAAACAAUAUUUAUCACAAUUAUUAUCAUCAGCAUUUGAUAAUUUACAAGAAGUACAAUUAAUUAAUUUCCUUAAAGUAUUGACAACAGUUUAUAAUGAUUUGUUCAAAUUCAAAUCGGUUUUGAGAGAUUUCUUGGUGCAAUUGAAAGAAUUUGGUGGAGACCCAACUGAUUAUUUGUUUGCUGAAGAUAAACAAAUAGAAAGAGAAGAACAAGAUAGAUUACAAAGAGAACGAGACAUGCAAGUAGGUGGGUUAAUUAGACCUUCUGAAAUGGAUGAUGAAUAG
Messenger RNA from Candida dubliniensis CD36, 3240 nucleotides. It is a transcript of the gene CRM1, whose product is annotated as exportin. Gene Ontology annotation, cellular component: nucleus; cytoplasm. Gene Ontology annotation, molecular function: small GTPase binding; nuclear export signal receptor activity. The transcript has a single exon. Gene Ontology annotation, biological process: protein export from nucleus; ribosomal small subunit export from nucleus; ribosomal large subunit export from nucleus. The record is from RefSeq and is a predicted model, not a curated record. Lineage: Eukaryota; Fungi; Ascomycota; Pichiomycetes; Serinales; Debaryomycetaceae. Bases 1 to 3240 code for a protein of 1079 amino acids.